GCCCGAGGAGGUGGCAGGGGCGGGAGCAGCCCCAGGAGAGCCCCGAGGAAGAGCGACGGGGAGUAUGGAGGCCGAGGCAGCCCGCGGGGCUUCAGGCACUUACCCCGUGGACGCUCUGGAAGAUGACCUGGAGGGCCAGCGGGAGGCAGCUCUGGCUCUGGCUUACUACACUUCGCUUGGGGACAGGACUCGGCCCUCAGCGGAGAGCUUCUCUCUUCCCACUGGGGAACAGGUUAAGCUUGAAACUUCAUCUGUUUGCUUUUGCACUGUUUACCGGGAUGAACCUCAACACAAAAUACUGGUUUUGGUUAAUCCCCGGGACACAAAGACAGUUGUGGCUGUUUACUUAAAGGAAUCCUGGUGGUCUACGGAAGAUGUGCUAAGAACUGCUGACCCCACAAGAGAAGGUCUCAUGAAGGUUCAGUCCUUUGGGGAAAGAAUUGUGCUUUUCAUUCUGAAUGUCAUUAUUUUUGGAAGAUUGGAGAGAAAGUUGGAUGAGGAUGACAUGUUUUUUUUACCUCACUCUGUGAAGGAGCAAGCUAAAAUUCUGUGGAAAAGUGGAGCAGCUGUUGGAUUUUACACAACAAAAUUGAAAGGCAGUCUGUGUGACAGCGGCACUGGUGCAUGCUAUCUGUUGCCAGUCUUUGAUACUGUGUUUGUCAGGAGGACACAUCGUCGCCAAGGCCUUGGCAUAGCCAUGCUGAGGGACUUCUGUGAGACCUUCCAAGAAGAGGAGGCCCUGGGGGUCAGUCAUCCGAUUUCUCCUGCCAUGUUCCGAGUCUGUAGGCAAUUCCUGUUGGCCUAUCCAGAGGAGCGGGGGCGCCUGUGGGAGGUGGAGCCCCCAGGGGCCUGGGAUCAGCGCAUCAACAUCUGGCUCCAGGUUCAGCUUCAAGAGGCAGGACUUCCAGACCGGGCCAGAGCCUUGGAGGAGAAGUAGAAAAUAAAAAGAGUGAUCAAGAUCAUAGAGUGAAAGACGAGGGAGCUGAGCUGCCUGUGAGACCCCAUUGACCUGAGCCAUCUGGAAGGAAAAGAAGCCAAGAGGAUGACGGUGCUCACCGUGCUGGUCAUGGAGCUCUGGCGAAGGCUUCUGCUCCAAACCCCCAGCUCCGGACUCCUCCAGGGCUUAUGUGGCAUUGAGCUUUGGGUGCUUGAGGAGACAAAGGCCGCAGACCCUGCUGAUUUCUGGCUUCCCUCUGGUGUGAGCUCCAGGACUAGGCCAGCUGGGAACUCCCAGUUUAAGCAGGGAACUCUCUACAGGGACAGGGAAGUAUCCUCUCAGUUCUGCAAGCCAAUUGUGGGCAGUUCUGGAAGGUUCCAGCUCAUUCUUCAAACCCAAUAUGAUUUCUGCUCGCCAGGAUAAAUUUGUGAAGCUGCACCAGGACCAUGGGAGUUUCCCUGAAAAACUCUCUUCCUUAGUACAAGUGACCUCAGAGAGGGCCCUUACCAUCCUGACCUACGCUGUAGAAAUCCUUUUCACCUUCAGUCCUGAUGUGACCAUGAGAUCAUGGAUACCGGACAUUUCCAGGGAGACAAGCUCCUUUUCUGGGGACGCUUUGGCCACUUCAGAGCUUCCUGAGGGUAGGGAAUGGUGCGCACCAUAAGCCUUGUGCUCCUAUGGAGCCAGGGAACAGGACUCAGGGUGGAUUUUGGGUAGACUUCUGCUCUCACCUGCUUUAGAUGGGAACCAGAGGGUGGGAAUUUAGACUAUGGGCAUUUCUACCCUAUGGAAAGACUUGUGGUAGUAAAAGUAACUAAAAGUCACAGCCUGAGCCAGUGUGGCCUUGGCUUCCCCCAUCUCACACAUCUCAGGGCUUGUGCAGAGGACCUCUGCUUGGCUGUGUUGGGGGGCAAAGUCUGGCCAGGAUAUGCCCUCAGGCCAGGUGCACACAGCUCCUCACAAGCCAGGCUUGUCAUGGGGCUUGGAGCUGCUCCCAGGGGGAUGGGCACUGUUUUCUUUCUGUUAGACCUGGAUGCAGAUGUGCAGUAGGAUUUUCCCCAGAGGAAGCUGCCCAACCCUCCUGAGACUGACAGCCCAAAUUUCAGCCCCUACUUCUUGUUGCGUGCAAAUUGGACCAUAUCACUGAGCAUAGUCCAAAUCCCUCCAUGGCUGGUGGGACCUUCAAGAACCCAGGGGGAGUCUCUGUGGGUCCUGCAGGCUCUGUUCCUUGCCCUCUGUAUCUUGGUUGCCUGGGAUUGAGGAUCUCUGCUCUAUUCUUUUUUUUGUUUUUGUUUUUGUUUUUGUUUUUGUUUUUCUCGGGUACCGGGA
Molecule: messenger RNA, 2266 nt
Organism: Chinchilla lanigera (long-tailed chinchilla)
Lineage: Eukaryota; Metazoa; Chordata; Mammalia; Rodentia; Chinchillidae
Gene: Fam169b
Product: family with sequence similarity 169, member B
Exons: 8
Coding region: 65-937 (290 amino acids)
Source: RefSeq, a predicted model, not a curated record